GCUGAUGUUGAUGGAGAUGGGACUUUGAAUUACGCUGAGUUUGUUGCUGUUUCGGUGCAUCUAAGAAAAAUGGCCAAUGAUGAACACCUACACAAAGCCUUUGCAUUUUUCGAUAGAAACCAAAGUGGUUAUAUAGAGAUUGAAGAGCUUCGUGAUGCUUUGAGCGAUGAAGACGAUGCUAAUAACGAGGAAGUUAUCACCGCUAUCAUGCAUGAUGUCGACACGGAUAAG
Molecule: messenger RNA, 231 nt
Organism: Striga hermonthica
Lineage: Eukaryota; Viridiplantae; Streptophyta; Magnoliopsida; Lamiales; Orobanchaceae
Source: the annotation of a GenBank genome assembly